Molecule: messenger RNA, 1324 nt
Organism: Salarias fasciatus (jewelled blenny)
Lineage: Eukaryota; Metazoa; Chordata; Actinopteri; Blenniiformes; Blenniidae
Product: intercellular adhesion molecule 1-like
Exons: 7
Coding region: 191-1309 (372 amino acids)
Biological process (GO): cell-cell adhesion
Cellular component (GO): plasma membrane
Molecular function (GO): integrin binding
Source: RefSeq, a predicted model, not a curated record
CGCCCACGGUGGAUUUUAGAGGCCAAAGCAAAGGAACUGCCUGAUCAUCAGCUUCAUACACACACACAGAAAAAAACACACACACCCACGCCGGGAUAAAAACCUGGAGGACCCAGAGUUUCCACAGAAGAAGCAGCAGCUCCAAACCGAGUCUGACAGAGACGUUCUGACAGAGGGAAACCAGUGAAGGAUGUGUGUUCCUGGACGGUCCAUCACACUGCUGCUGCUGCUGCUGCUUCACCUCUUCGGCACAGCUACCUCAUCCCCCGUUUCCAUCCACACCCGAGCGCCACCUCUCCCCGCGCAAAUUCUACCUCCGUCGCCACUUCCAGCCAUCCUCCCGUCUCUGCCCCCCCCUCCGGUCAGCCGCCCACCCCCGAAGCCCACCUCGGUCGGCGACCCGGCAGACUCCUCCUCAGACUGCCCCCUGAAGAUGUCGCCCUCGGCGCUGGUGGUCCGGUUUGGAGAUCCAGUCACGGUGAACUGCUCUGCAGCACGGAUUGGAUUUCCUCUCCUGGGCUGGGAAGUCCCGCUGGAGGCUCCUCCCGCCACCACGGGGCAGUACGUGGUGUGGAGCGUGCCCAGCAUGACGGAGUGGAGCAUCAAGCCCGCGUGCUACGCCCUCUCCGAGGAGGGAGGGCAGUGCGACAUCGACCUCGUCGUCACAGUCUACCAGCCUCCAGAGCGAGUGUCCCUCAGCCUGGUCAACCACACGGGGCCCCUGCUGGAGGGCGAGCGCUACACCCUGCAGUGCACCGUCCACAACGUGGCCCCGGUGGAAAAGCUCGCCGUGACCUUCUACAGCGGCGGCAGGGCGCUGGCUCGCCUCCGGUCCGGCAACAACACCGAGAAGACGCCGGUGACAAAGGUCUUCACUCUGGACAUCAGCCCCGGCAAGGCCGACGACGGCGCCGAGUACCGGUGCGAGGCCCGGCUGGACCUGGGCCCCGAAGGACCUGAGCAUCCUCCGGUGGUGGCGUCCAAACCGCUCGGCACCGCGGUGCUCUUCGGUCCUCAGCUCGACUGUCCCACCAAGCUGAGGGUGAGAGAAGGCGAGAGCCUCAACUGCGAGGUGGCGGGAAACCCUCAGCCGGUGGUCACCUGGUACCGAGACGGCCAGGUGGUGGCGCUGCCCGCCCGCUCAGACAGAAAGCACGCUGGGAAAUACACCAUCUGGACCAAAGGCCUGCUGGGACAGAAAAACUUCACCGUGGAGGUGGAGGUUCUCGAUAACAGCGGAACUUCAAGUAUCUGCAAUCAACAUUUCAUAUUGGCUGUUUCUCUUAUUCAGACGAUAUUCUGGCUGUAAAGUUAAAGAAAAGAA